CAUUAUUUUCCCAUCAAAACGCGGGAUAAAGUUGUAAGGAUUUUGGUGUUGGCAGUGAUGUGGAAAUGGAGAAGUUUUUAAAGGGCAAGGACAAUGGCGAAGAUUGCGACAUCGUGGAUAACAAUAAUGGAGAGGAUAAUAUACCACGCAAGAGGACCAAAUAUGGUAUGGUAUGGGUGUGGGAUUAUUUUCAGAAGUCUGCGGAAACCCCACCCACUUUUCGACUUUCUUCAAAAGAAAAAGUCUGAAAAAAUUGGUAGUAGUCGAGUCGACUCAAUACUGGGACUAAAGCAAUAUUUUAACAUGGAAAAUAUCGAUCCGAAUACAUCUCCAUUGGAUUACUGGAAGAUCUCAACUGAUAACGUAUUUAAAAGAUGCGUGAAGAAGUUCUGCGUCCCAGCAACGUCCACAGAGAGUGAACAAAUGUUCAGCAAAGCUGGACACGUCGUUAACGAAAAAAGAAGUUGCCUUAAAUCGCAACAAGUAGACAUGCUGCUUUUCAUUAAUAAGAAUGAUUGGAUAAGAAUGAUUGGAAAAGAAUGAUCUCGUGAAAUAAAUUUAUCGUUUUGAAGUAGU
This is a messenger RNA of Drosophila willistoni, 576 nucleotides long. RefSeq lists its product as uncharacterized. The record is from RefSeq and is a predicted model, not a curated record. The coding region runs from base 94 to 543 and encodes 149 amino acids. Lineage: Eukaryota; Metazoa; Arthropoda; Insecta; Diptera; Drosophilidae. The transcript has 4 exons. Gene Ontology annotation, molecular function: protein dimerization activity.